Messenger RNA from Danio aesculapii, 3757 nucleotides. Its product is annotated as zinc finger protein 91-like. The record is from RefSeq and is a predicted model, not a curated record. The coding region runs from base 180 to 2885 and encodes 901 amino acids. The transcript is spliced from 3 exons. Gene Ontology annotation, molecular function: DNA-binding transcription factor activity, RNA polymerase II-specific; RNA polymerase II cis-regulatory region sequence-specific DNA binding. NCBI's taxonomy places the organism in Eukaryota, Metazoa, Chordata, Actinopteri, Cypriniformes, Danionidae. Gene Ontology annotation, biological process: regulation of transcription by RNA polymerase II.
AAGAUGAGAAGAAACAAAGAGGCUACACUUCAGCUUUUAUAAACUCUAGAGAGAUUAUUUAGCGAACACGACACAACUCCUGCCUUUAUUCAUUAUAUCCUGGCUCUUGACUGUCAAUUCCUCUGUGAAAGCGAUCAGGAAUAGCGGACUUUUAACGUGUUCAUAUGUAAACAGGCCUGAUGGAGGAGACACACCGUCAUGAGAAAAUCAUAGAAAAUAAACACUCACUGAAGAGAAAAGGCAAGAAAUGCGUCACCUGCACUCAGUGUGGAAUAAGUCUGUUUAACAAACGGAGUCUCGGAUAUCACAUGAUGAUCCACACCGGAGAGAAACCAUUCACAUGUUCUCAGUGUGGGAUGAGUUUCAGACACCCAUCAAACCUUGUUAAACACAUGAAGAUCCACACUGGAGAGAAACCACACAAAUGUGAUCAAUGCAGCAAAACAUUUUUGAUGGCUUCAUACCUGAAGAGACACCUUACAGUUCAUACAGAGGAGAGGCCUUAUUCAUGCACUGUGUGUGGGAAGAGUUUCAGACAUCCAGAUGGUUUAAGAGAUCAUCAGAAGAUCCACACCGGUGUGAGAGAGCAUAUUUGCUUGGAGUGUGAGAAGACCUUCAUUACGGCUGUAAAAUUGAAAAUACAUGAGAGAAUUCACACUGGAGAGAAACCUUACACCUGUUCACACUGUGACAAGAGAUUCAGUCUGUUAGGAAGCCUGAAAACACAUGAGAGGAUUCACACUGGAGAGAAACCUUACAAGUGUUCACACUGUGCCAAGAGAUUCAGUAUAUUAGGAAGCCGGAAAACACAUGAGAGAAUUCACACUGGAGAGAAACCUUACAAGUGUUCACACUGUGACAAGAGAUUCAGACUGUUAGGAAGCCUGAAAACACAUGAGAGAAUUCACACUGGAGAGAAACCUUACACCUGUUCACACUGUGACAAGAGAUUCAGUAUAUUAGGAAGCCUGAAAACACAUGAGAGGAUUCACACUGGAGAUAAACCUUACAAGUGUUCACACUGUGCAAAGAGAUUCAGUAUAUUAGGAAGCCUGAAAACACAUGAGAGGAUUCACACUGGAGAGAAACCUUACAAGUGUUCACACUGUGACAAGAGAUUCAGACUGUUAGGAAGCCUGAAAACACAUGAGAGAAUUCACACUGGAGAGAAACCUUACACCUGUUCACACUGUGACAAGAGAUUCAGUAUAUUAGGAAGCCUGAAAACACAUGAGAGGAUUCACACUGGAGAGAAACCUUACACCUGUUCACACUGUGACAAGAGAUUCAGUAUAUUAGGAAGCCUGAAAACACAUGAGAGGAUUCACACUGGAGAGAAACCUUACAAGUGUUCACACUGUGACAAGAGAUUAAGUAAAUUAGGAAACCUGAAAAGACAUGAGAGGACUCACACUGGAGAGAAACCUUACAGGUGUUUACACUGCGACAAGAGAUUCAGUGAUUCAAGGAAUCUGAAAAUACAUGAGAGGAUUCACACUAGAGAGAAACCUUACAGGUGUUCACACUGUGCCAAGAGAUUCAGUAUAAUAGGAGGCCUGAAAACACAUGAGAGGACUCACACUGGAGAGAAACCUUAUACAUGUUCACACUGUAACAAGAGAUUCAGUAUAUUAGGAAACCUGAAAAGACAUGAGAGGACUCACACUGGAGAGAAACCUUACAAGUGUUCACACUGUGAAAAGAGAUUCAGUGAUUCAAGGAAUCUGAAAAAACAUGAGAAGAUUCACACUGGAGAGAAACCUUACAAGUGUUCACACUGUGCCAAGAGAUUCAGUAUAUUAGGAAGCCUGAAAACACAUGAGAGAAUUCACACUGGAGAGAAACCUUACAAGUGUUCACACUGUGACAAGAGAUUCAGACUGUUAGGAAGCCUGAAAACACAUGAGAGAAUUCACACUGGAGAGAAACCUUACACCUGUUCACACUGUGACAAGAGAUUCAGUAUAUUAAGAAGCCUGAAAACACAUGAGAGGAUUCACACUGGAGAGAAACCUUACACCUGUUCACACUGUGACAAGAGAUUCAGUAUAUUAGGAAGCCUGAAAACACAUGAGAGGAUUCACACUGGAGAGAAACCUUACAAGUGUUCACACUGUGACAAGAGAUUCAGACUGUUAGGAAGCCUGAAAACACAUGAGAGAAUUCACACUGGAGAGAAACCUUACACCUGUUCACACUGUGACAAGAGAUGCAGUAUAUUAAGAAGCCUGAAAACACAUGAGAGGAUUCACACUGGAGAGAAACCUUACACCUGUUCACACUGUGACAAGAGAUUCAGUAUAUUAGGAAGCCUGAAAACACAUGAGAGGAUUCACACUGGAGAGAAACCUUACACCUGUUCACACUGUGACAAGAGAUUCAGUAUAUUAGGAAGCCUGAAAACACAUGAGAGGAUUCACACUGGAGAGAAACCUUACAAGUGUUCACACUGUGACAAGAGAUUAAGUAAAUUAGGAAACCUGAAAAGACAUGAGAGGACUCACACUGGAGAGAAACCUUACAGGUGUUUACACUGCGACAAGAGAUUCAGUGAUUCAAGGAAUCUGAAAAUACAUGAGAGGAUUCACACUGGAGAGAAACCUUACACCUGUUCACACUGUGACAAGAGAUUCAGUAUAAUAGGAGGCCUGAAAACUCAUGAGAGGACUCACACUGGAGAGAAACCUUAUACAUGUUCACACUGUAACAAGAGAUUCAGUAUAUUAGGAAACCUGAAAAGACAUGAGAGGACUCACACUGGAGAGAAACCUUACAAGUGUUCACACUGUGAAAAGAGAUUCAGUGAUUCAAAGAAUCUGAAAAAACAUGAGAAGAUUCACACUGGAGAGAAACCUUGUAACCUUGAAGGUGUAAGUUCGCCAUAGUCAAAAAAAACUGCAUAUCUGCUUUGUUUCUCUUUAGAUAAUCAAUUCAGACACGUGUUGUGAAAUUAGCUCAGUUUUUGAGUAUUAUGAUCAAUAAUAAUGAGUUAUUAUUAAUUAUGAAAUUGUUAAACAGACUCUAAGAUGGGACAACAGGACAGCCAAACUUCCACAUGUGUUACUUUUCUUUCCACUGAGAGUCUAGUUAAGUUUAGUGUGUCGCGAAGCCAGAAGUCCACAUGACAGCAGUCUUUUGUCGUCUCGAACGUGAAUCUCCAGACUUAACUCCAAGCCUCAAGUGAACAUCGAAUCAACAACAGGCGAACCCAUGCGGGAACCCAGUUUGGCAGAGGCAGUUCUCCACAUCACAGAAGGAACACAGGUCUGAUGGAGAAGUGUGGAAAGAGUUUGGUAUGCAAAAAGACUCGCAUGAGGAUUCACACUGGAGAAAAAGCAUUCACAUGUACAUGUGUGGGAAGAGUUUCAGACAAUCAUCAAUCCAUUAAUUCAAUUCAUUUUUAUUUCUCUAGAUUGUCAAAGCAGAUUAAAAUAAAUUGAGUUCUGGUGAACUGAUACUGCUUCAGUCCAGUUUUCACAGCUGAAGAUCAGUUUAGUGUAAAAUAAAUGUCACUGCUGGAAACCGAAACUCUGAACAGUAAAGAGUAACUCCACAAGUCCCAAACCAAGCAUGACAGUGGCAAGGAACAAACUUCACCAAUUGACAAAAGAAAAGGAAAAACCUGGAGAAAAAAAACAGGCUCGACAGGGCACAACCAGUUCUCUUCUGGCCAAAUGUCUAGUGCAGCCGUGAGGAAAAUUUUUUGUGUUGAGAGGCGCAUCUGUUGAACGGUUUACUAACAGCCGUGAGUGUUUUA